AUGAAGCUUGAAGAGAUUUCGAAACAAAAAGAUGUGCUGCGUCAGAUAUCUGAAGCAAGUGACGCCAUCAGACGAAAGCAUAAAAUGCUGAAGUUAGGUAAAGAUAGCGCUGAAAAAGCUAUGGGUGAAAUGUUCAAACCCAUAGUUACACCAUUACAGAGCCUAGUUGAAUCGUCGAAACAAAAAAUUAAGCAAGAAGUCAAGGAGGAAAUUAAAGAAGAGGUUAAACAAAAGGACAAUUCAACACUCAACAAUAAAACUGAAUUUGAUGAUACAAGUCAUUAUGAUAGCUUAAUCUCUGAUGACGAUGUGAGUAGUAGAACUCUUAAUGAGACCCAAAUAAAUCCCUCUGCUUCAAGUACUCCUGCUAAACCGGGUAGUUUAGUUAAAUCCUAUUUAGCCAAAGUGUAUAGAAAAAGUAAAGAAAUAGAUUUGAGAUAUGGUGUUCGUCGGCGGUACAAUGAUUUUUAUAUCGGUGAUUCAGAAAUAAAUUUUGAAGAAAAUACAUUUUAUGUUAAAGAUCAUGAAUAUCCUAUAACUCCUGGUUUAUUAGAACUACUGUUUAAAAAAUCACCCAAUGAUGCGAGUGUUACACAAGACGAUAAAAAUACAUACCUAGAGAUCAUUAAAAACACAAACACUUAUAGAAAAAAUUACAAAUCAGACGGCAGUAUUUAUGAAGAUUCUACAAUAAAGUUUAAUACUUAUAUUGCUGAUUUUCUUACAAAGACAUCUAAGGGAAAAGGAUUACCUAAAUAUAAGAUUGUAAAGAAGAAGAAAACACAUAUGGACUAUGUUUAUUGGGAUAAUCCAAAUGAACUGGUUGAUCGUCUACGUUUACUCAUGGCAUCUCAAGCAGCUGGUAAUCCAAGUCACACAAAUGAAAUUAUAUCAAUAAUCAAAGAGUUACGGGAGGCUGGAAUUAUAUAUUAA
This is a messenger RNA of Microplitis mediator, 933 nucleotides long. RefSeq lists its product as uncharacterized. NCBI's taxonomy places the organism in Eukaryota, Metazoa, Arthropoda, Insecta, Hymenoptera, Braconidae. The transcript has a single exon. Bases 1 to 933 code for a protein of 310 amino acids. The record is from RefSeq and is a predicted model, not a curated record.